AUGGAGCUGAUGGGGAACGUGCUUGUGAUUAAAGUCCGCAGUUCUGGUCUGGGGCCGGUCUCUGACCACUCUGUAUUGGAGAAGACUACCACGGAGAAGAUUGAGAUAAUGAAGACAAUUCUGAUCUUAGCUUUGGCCUUCAUCCUGUCAGAGGCCAAGACAGACCCAGGCGUUGUAGGAAGACUCACCCUGAAGGGUCUGCGGUACGGUUGGGAAGUCGGGUUACAGGAGCUGCAAAAGCAAAUAACGACUCUCCAUAUCCCCGACGUCGAGGGGUCCGUCUCUGCCGCCGUUGUGGGACGCAUAAAUUACUACGUCACAGAGUUAGCGGUCAAGAGCAUAGAUUUCUCCGAUUCCAGCCUCACCUUUUCCCCAAACACUGGAAUUGAUGUGUCCAUCCAGCAAGGACGGAUUACGAUCGUUGGACAUUUACGGAUAAAAAGUUCGCUUUUGUCCGGCUCCUCCUGGAUGGAAUUGGGAGUGCAGGGAUUUUCCGUGGCUGGAUCUCUUGGGGUAACCUGUGACGACCUUGGCCAUGGCGCAGUGUGGGAUGCCGGCUGUAGCUCCAGUGUCGGCAGGGUGGAUCUCUCGUUCCAUGGAGGAUCUGGAUGGAUCUUCAGCAUGUUUAAAGGUUCCAUGAUAGGGCCCAUCCGUUCUGCCAUUACUUNNNAGAUCUGUCCAUCAUUUGGAGAAGCCGUGAAACAGAUGGAGAAAAAGUUGAGUUCUCUUCCAGUCUCCCUAUCAGUGGACUCCGUGUCUGAGGUGGAUGUCGAUCUGGUGGGACCUCCGCUCAUUACAGACAGAAGUUUUGAUCUUUUUGUGAAGGCGGAGUUUGUCGCUCAAUCACAGCACCUGUUGCCCUAUCGGCCGGAGAGGCUUACGUUGCCAGACGUUGACUCGCGCAUGUUGCUCCUGGCUCUGUCGCAGUUUUCCGCCAACUCAGCCGGGUUUGCGCACUACAAAGCCGGGUUCUUAAAGUAUAAUGUCACCGAUGACAUGAUCCCGAAGCAAUCCCCAAUACGGCUAAAUGUAAGAAGUUUAGGACUCUUUGCACCAGAGCUGCCCGGUCGGUACCCAGAUUCACCAGCACUGCUGCUCGAGGUCUCGGCCCACUCGGCUCCCACAGUAAGCUGCCAGCCCGACUCACUAACUGUGCAAGCUUCUGCUGACUUGGAGGUGUUUGUCAUGUAUCCCAAUCAGUCACUGAUCCCACUGUUCCAGAUACAAGCUGAUUCUCUCACCGCUGUCGAUCUUGUGUUAUCAGAGGAGACCGUGGGAGCGACAAUAUCUGUGAAAAGUUUCUCGCUGUCCUUGGUUCACUCCGAUGUGGGAACAGUGAAGGUGGAUUCCAUGCAGAAUAUAAUGAAUGUAGCCCUGAAAAUAAUGCAACCAUUACUGAACCAACUUUAA
Nanorana parkeri is the source of this 1410-nucleotide messenger RNA. RefSeq names its product bactericidal permeability-increasing protein-like. NCBI's taxonomy places the organism in Eukaryota, Metazoa, Chordata, Amphibia, Anura, Dicroglossidae. The record is from RefSeq and is a predicted model, not a curated record. The transcript is spliced from 15 exons. The coding region runs from base 1 to 1410 and encodes 469 amino acids. Gene Ontology annotation, molecular function: lipid binding.